AUGUGGCAAACACAUUUAAGUCAUAGUCAUUUAAAGGUUAUUAAAUUAAAAUUAACUACAAGUGGAGCUGGUUUAAGUAAUCAAUUAUUUGAUAGAGUAAAAUGGGAAGAUGUUGAAUCUAUAUUUCAAAAUAGAAUUAAAACUGGAUUAAUAAUAAAUUUAAAACAUAAGGAUUUAUCCAAAUUUUUAAAUGAUGCAAAUCAAUUGUUUCAAAAUGAAAUUAAAAAAAAAAUAAUUGUUUCUAAUAUAGUUAAAGUUAAUUCAACUUUCUGUGGAGAAUUCGUAAAGAAAUCAAGUAAUGAUGAGGAAAUAAACGAUUUUAAAUAUUUUCAUACUAAAAGUGCUUCCAUUGAUUCAACAACAGACUUAAAAACCUGGUUUGCAGUACAUAUAAAAGAUUAUAUUUUAAAUAAAUUAUCUGAAUUUCAAGAACGCGAUUCAUCAUGGGCACUAAGUAGAAUUAUAUCACUUGAAAUAAAUAUUAAUAAAUAUGAAAUAGGAAACGGUUCAUCUUUCAUUAGAUUACCUAAUCAAAUUAUAUUUAAAAGAGCAUGUAUAAAUAUAAAUAAUAAUGAUGAGGCAUGUUUUUAUUGGAGCAUUGUUAGCGCGUUGUAUCCAACAAAUUAUCACAGUGAACGUUUAUCUUCAUAUCCGCAUUAUACUCAAGUUUUAAAUUUACAAGGUUUAGAUAUUCCAAUACAGUUUAAUAAAAUUUCACUAUUUGAAAAAUUAAAUCAAUUAUCUGUGAAUGUUUAUGGGUUAGAAUUAGUAGGAAAAAAUUAUAAUGUCGUUCCAUUAAGACUUACAAAAAACAAAUUAGAAAAACAUAUAAAUUUACUUUUGAUUCAAAAUACUUAUUUUCCAAAACUAAAUGAUUAUGAUGCACCCGAUCCAAAUGAUAAUGAACAAAUUAAUAUACGAUAUCACUAUUGUUGGAUAAAAAAUUUAUCUAGACUGAUAAAUUAUCAACUAAAUAAAAAUGGCCAUAAAAAAUUUAUUUGCGAUAGAUGUUUAAAUUACUUUUUUAAUGAAAAUAGACUUAAAGAUCAUUCAAUUCUAUGUCAAAAACUUAAUGAUUAUAAAAUAACGUUUCCAAAAGAAAAAGUAGUUAAAUUUAAAAAUUUUAUAAAUAAACAAAAAACACCUUUUAUAGUUUAUGCUGAUUUUGAAUCAAUGUUAUUACCAAUUAAUGAUAAAAUAAAUAUUAAAACAACUAAAUAUCAAAAACAUACUGCUUUUAGUUGCGGAUAUUAUCUUAAAUGUGAUUAUGAUAAUAGUUUAUCAUAUUUUAAAAGUUAUCGCGGUAUUGAUUGUAUGGAGUGGUUUGCAAAGGAAAUGAAUAAUAUUGCUGAAACAAUUCUAUCAAAAUUUAAAAACAUAGUUCCGAUGAAACAACUUCCUGACAGAAUAAACAUAAAAUUUUGUCAUAUUUGUGAAAAUAAUUUUACACUAAAAGAUAUUGUGGUUCGUGACCAUAAUCAUUUUACAGGAGAUUUUCGUGGAUUUGCUCAUGAAGCAUGUAAUUUAAAUUUUAGAAAACAAUUUGUUGUACCAGUUGUGUUUCAUAAUUUAAGUGGCUAUGAUAGUCAUUUUAUAAUUCGUGAUCUUGCUAAAUUGGGAAAAAUUACUUUGUUACCAAUAAACAAAGAAAAAUAUAUUUCAUUUACUUUGCACACACCAUGUAGCAUAAAACUUCGUUUUAUAGAUUCAAUUAGAUUUAUGAGUGCUUCUCUUGAUGAAUUAGCAUCAACAUUAAAUACAAAAGAUUUAGUUAAUUUACAUAAUGAAUUCAAUUAUUUAAAUCCAGAUAAUUUUCAGUUGCUAACAAAAAAAGGUGUUUUUUGUUAUGAUUAUAUAGAUACCUGGAAUAAACUUGAUGAAAAGCAAUUACCUUCAAAGAAUUAUUUUUAUAAUAAACUCAAUGAUGAAGAAAUUAGUAAUGAAAAAUAUGAACAUGCAAAAACAAUUUGGGAAAAGUUUAAUAUUCAAAAUUUGGGGGAAUAUUCUGAUUUGUAUUUAAAAACAGAUGUUCUAUUGUUGGCUGAUAUUUUUGAAAACUUUCGAAAUAUUGGUUUUAAUACGAGUGGUUUAGAUCCUGCCUGGUAUUAUACAGUACCUGGUUAUUCAUGGGAUUGUAUGUUGAAAUAUACAAAAUGUGAAUUAGAAAUUUUACACGAUAAUGAUAUGAUUCUUUUUAUUGAAAAUGGAAUACGAGGAGGUAUAAGUCAAUGUAGUUCGCGAUAUUCAGAAGCGAAUAAUAAAUAUAUGUCAAAUUAUGAUAAAUCAAAACCAGAUUCAUAUUUAUUUUAUGUAGAUGUUAACAAUUUAUAUGGAUGGGCUAUGUCACAACCACUUCCUUUAGGUAAAUUUCAAUGGAGUGAUCCUAACAUUGAUGUUACCUCUAUCCCUGACGAUUCUUCUUUUGGAUAUAUUUUAGAAGUUGAUUUAGAGUAUCCGGAAGAACUACAUGAUAUUCAUAAAGAUUUACCUUUUUGUGCAGAACAUAGAAUACCACAAAAUUCAAAAUUACCUAAACUUUUAACAACAUUUUAUUAUAAAAAAAAUUAUAUUAUUCAUUAUCGAGCUCUCAAACAAGCGGUAGCUCAUGGAUUAAUUAUUAAAAAAAUUCAUAAAGUUUUAAAAUUUAAACAAUCUACAUGGUUAAAACCAUAUAUUGAUCUUAAUACAUAUUUUCGUGCACAGGCAAAAACUAAAUUUGAACAAAAUCAUUUUAAACUUAAAGUAAAUUCUAUUUAUGGUAAAACUAUGGAAAAUAUUAGAAAGCACCGAGUUGUAAAACUAGUUAGACAAUGGGAGGGAAGAUAUGGUGCAAAAAAUCUAAUAGCAAGUCCUAGGUUUCACAGUCGAACUAUCUUUGAUAUUGAUUUAAUGGCUAUAGAAUUACGAAAAUCGGAAAUAAAAUUUAAUAAACCUCUUUACAUUGGAAUGGCUAUUUUAGAUAUCUCAAAAACUUGCAUGUAUGAAUUUCAUUAUAACUUCAUGUUACCUAAAUUGGGUGAUAACUGUAAAAUUAUGUAUACUGACACAGAUAGUUUUAUUUAUGAAAUUAAAUGUAAUGAUUUAUAUGAAGAAAUUAUUAAAACUAAUAUUAAUAUGUUUGAUACUAGUGACUAUGCUCCAAAUAACAUCUAUAAUGUACCUCUUUGCAAUAAAAAAGUUCCAGGUUUAAUGAAAGAUGAAGCAAACGGAAAUAUUAUAACUCAUUUUGUUGGCUUAAGAUCUAAAAUGUAUUCAUAUAAACUUGAUAAUAAAAAGAUAACAAAAAAAGCAAAAGGAAUAAAACAUUGUAUUAUCAAAAACAAAAUUUCAUUUGAAGAUUAUGUAGAAUGUUUAAAUCAAGAAAAUAAUAAAACUGUUUCACAAUGUAUAAUUCGUUCAUAUGCACAUAAUGUUUUUAGCGUCAAUCAAUCAAAAAUUGCACUAAGUUCAUUUGAUGAUAAAAGAUAUAGAAUUAAGAAUUCCAUUAACACUCUUCCUUGGGGUCAUUAUAGGCUAAAAUCUGACAUUUUAAUAUAG
Psylliodes chrysocephalus is the source of this 3537-nucleotide messenger RNA. Lineage: Eukaryota; Metazoa; Arthropoda; Insecta; Coleoptera; Chrysomelidae. The record is from the annotation of a GenBank genome assembly.